AUGAGACUAUUGGUCACAUUUUUCCCCGAUAUCGAACUGAUGCCGUUUGAACUGUCAGACGACUAUACUGAUUCGUCGGUGGUGUUGUCUGUUGCUGUUAUCGGUGAUCCCCACUUCAAGCCUAUUCUUCCUGCUUCUGACGAUGAAGAUGACGAGGGUGGCUACAGUGGCAGCAGUGAGAGCGAUCACUAUGCUGUUGACUCGGAGGACGAAGAUGAGAACGUCUUACACAGUGAUUAUGCGACGAUCUACCGUGGCAUCAUGACGCGCAACGACACAGGCACCUGCACUGACGUUGUGCUGAAGUGUUCCUACAGGAACAGGCAUGCAGACAUCGUUGAAGAAGGAAGUUUCUAUGUCAAUCAGUUAAAGCCCCUCCAAGGCGACGCUGUACCGGAGUGCUAUUGUCUUUUCCGUGGCACGGGCCCUAAAGGCUAUGAAAUUGUAUGCAUCGUACUGGAGGAUUGCGGCAAGACAGUGGGAAGUCCUUUCGCAACUCUCCCGCUCCUCGACAGGACCAGGAUUCUGUCCCAGCUGGUGAAAAUUCAUUAUGCUGGAGUGAUGCACCGGGAUGUCCACGAAGGGCAUGUUGUCGAACGCGGGGGUAUUUUCAAGAUCAUCGACUUUCAUGAUGCCGUCGGACACGAACCUGCCUGCGACUUCAGAUUCGCAGACGACUUGCAUGCGGGAGAGCCAGAGCCUGACGGCGACGAGGCUGGUUGCAUUCCACUGUGGAGGCAGUGCAAGGAGUUCGAGAUCUGGGAUGAUGGUCGCAUAUUCAUCCCCUUGUCAGGCAUGGCAUUCCGCAGAUGCAACGGUUGGCCUCGUCAAGAGGUUAUUGACAAGCUUAUGCCGUCAUGCAUAUCUCACUGGAACACCAUUGUGAAGCAUGCACUGCAAGAGUACUUUCAUCUCAUUCAGAAGGAGCUCGACAAUGGCGUGUCCAUGGAGCUGCUCAAGAAAAAUGCUAAUGAACGAUUCUUGAAAUCACUGCGGCCUGCGGAUGUGGUACCCAAUUUUGUCUUUCCACAAUACCGGCGCACUUGA
Sparassis crispa is the source of this 1047-nucleotide messenger RNA. RefSeq lists its product as hypothetical. The record is from RefSeq and is a predicted model, not a curated record. The transcript is spliced from 3 exons. Bases 1 to 1047 code for a protein of 348 amino acids. Lineage: Eukaryota; Fungi; Basidiomycota; Agaricomycetes; Polyporales; Sparassidaceae.